CAAAAGCAAAAAACGAUUAUCAAUUUCCAUCUAAACUUUCGUAUAAAAUUUUAAUUCAUCUCAUAAGAACAUUUUUUCCCCAUCGUUACACGUUAAUUUUCUUUCCUUUCUUCAAAUCAAAACAAUGAAGGAAACCCCAAAUCAAUCUCAAAUCCACCACCGGAAUCCACCGCCAACGCCAUUCGUGCAACCAACAACAACCAUCAACACCCAAUAUACAUCACCACGAUCAUCAAACGUUCAAAAUGGCAACCAAAUGAUGCCGAUGUUUUGGCCAAAUUCCGGUGGCAUUCCUCCGCCGUUUCCUUUUCCUACACCUCCCGCCGCCGGCCAAGAACCAAUAUAUUAUCCUAACCCACCAAAUAGUUGGGCAGUUGGUCUUUACGAUUGCUUUUCCGACUUCAAAAUAAGUGUCUUGGUACUUCUUUGUCCAUGUGUUGCAUUUGGGAAGAUUGCAGAAAUUGUUAACGAAGGAGAAACAAGUUGGACUGAACCUGGAUCACUUUAUUGCUUUUUAUAUGUGGUCCAAAUAGGGUUUAUGGAAAUUCUUGAUUAUAUAUGGCUUAUUCUAUUCAAACAUAAAUGUUUUGGCGCCAUGGGUUAUCAAGGAUGGAUUGUUGGUUUUAUUUUAGCUACAUUUUAUAAUGGUUUAUAUCGCACAAAAAUGAGAAGACAAUGGAAUCUAAAGGGAAGUUUGUCUAGCGACUAUUGUCUUCAUCUAUGGUGUCACCAAUGUGCACUAUGUCAACAAUAUCGUCAACUCGAACAACAAGGAUUUAUAGUUUUCCAAGGAUGGGAAAGAAAUAGGGAAAGGUAUAGGCAAGAAACUACAAUGUAUCGACAAGCACCUCCUAUGGUACAAGAGAUGUCAAGAUAAAGAAAACACAAGUGCAUGAAAAAGAGGAAAUGUUUAGGUACAAAACAAUGUACAUAUUGUAGCAUAUUUGAUUUACAAAGCAUUGUAAAGUUAUUGUUUUUGCUUUUGGCAUGAAGUUUAGUGUAUUUGAUAAAACUUGAAACGUAUAUGUAAAUAUUUACAUAGGUUUGAAUAGUCGGAGUGUCAUUUUUUCAAGAGUCAU
Messenger RNA from Lactuca saligna, 1079 nucleotides. The record is from the annotation of a GenBank genome assembly. NCBI's taxonomy places the organism in Eukaryota, Viridiplantae, Streptophyta, Magnoliopsida, Asterales, Asteraceae.